Daldinia vernicosa is the source of this 1823-nucleotide messenger RNA. Its product is annotated as bacteriorhodopsin. Bases 539 to 1471 code for a protein of 310 amino acids. Gene Ontology annotation, cellular component: endoplasmic reticulum; plasma membrane. The transcript is spliced from 2 exons. Gene Ontology annotation, molecular function: monoatomic ion channel activity. Lineage: Eukaryota; Fungi; Ascomycota; Sordariomycetes; Xylariales; Hypoxylaceae. Gene Ontology annotation, biological process: monoatomic ion transport. The record is from RefSeq and is a predicted model, not a curated record.
CUUUUCCUAUUAUAUUAAUGAACGACGUCAAGUCCUAUAUCUGUACUGAUACUGAAAUAAUGGAGGUGUAGUUGAAUGCCAGUCAAGGGGAUAGCAUUAAAUAUACUAUCCCCCGUCUGGCCCUGUUCGAGUCAGCUUCCAACCCCUGAACCUAUCCCAGCCCAGAGAACUCUAAAGUAAGAGGGCGACCUCUAUGCGGCAGAGUUUCCUCGGAGUUUCCUUGUUACCCAAUCUGAAGUUCAAUUUACCAUCAGCUUAGGUUGUAUCCUACUUGAUUAAGAAUUCGUCAUACAUUCACGGGGACAUGGUUAGCACCUUGUAAAAAGAGACGAUUUACUUGGUUCCCAAGAUUCAACAUGACAUGAUCGUGUCAUCUACCGAUGUACUCUACGAGAUAAUGAAGUCACUAUUAACAACAGCGUCCACGCUUUCGUCUGGGUUGGAUCUUACAUUCAAAUAUCCUGCCACACAUGUCCGCAUUCUUUAAUUCACCUAUUCUACCACUAUCCAGAACUACGCAGCGAAUAUUAACACCAAAAUGUCUGUGGGAAAUCAAGCACUUAACAUCAAUAGUGUCGUUGGCGAGCAUGCCAAUUUAGAAAUCACCCAUCGCGGCUCGGAUUGGUACUAUGCAGUAUGUGCCUUGAUGGGUUUCUGCACUCUCGUCUUCGCGGGCCUAUCUUUCAGGAAGCCUCAUGGUGAUCGUGUAUUUCACAACAUCGCCGCGAGUAUAACGGCCGUCGCAUGUAUCGCUUAUUACGCGAUGGGGUCGAAUCUCGGCCAAGUUCCCAUUCAGGCUGAAUUUGUCCGACCCGGCAGUCACUUGGUGGGAGCGGCAGGAACCCGAGAAAUAUUCUACGCCCGCUACAUAGAUUGGGUUAUAACGACGCCUUUGCUCCUUCUCAGCCUUCUCCUAACUGCCGGAGUACCAACUUCAACUAUCUUAGUCACUCUUCUGGCCGAUGAGAUUAUGAUUGUCGCUGGCCUAAUCGGUGCCCUAACUCGGACUCGGUUCAAGUGGGGAUUUUGGGUCUUCGGCACGGCGGCUCUAUUAUUCGUUGCUUAUAAACUACUAUUCAAUGCUCGACGGCACGCUUCGAUUCUGGGUGGAGACGCGAAGAAAACAUUUAUGCUAUGCGGCAACUAUCUUAUAUUCCUUUGGUUCUUGUAUCCUAUUGCAUGGGGUCUGAGCGAGGGUGGCAACGUCAUUCACCCUGAUGGGGAGGCCGUAUUCUAUGGUGUUUUGGAUAUCCUAACCAAACCCCUCUUCGCCCUCCUCCUUCUCUGGGGUCACCGCAAUAUUAGCUGUGAACAGCUGGGUCUACGCUCCCAUAAUCGCGGCCAUAUUACUGGCGAUAAGUACAAUCACGGUGGCAAUGUCCACCCCGAAGGCCCUGGUGCGAAUGUCGGUGGUCCCACUACUGCUCCUGCCCCUGGCGGUCAUCCCGCUCCCGGUCAUACCGGCGUAUGAGCCAUGAUUUUUGUCAUUACGAAGAACGGCCAGCCGUCGUCGACCGAGAAUCUACCCCUAUUUUACCUAAUAUAGUUUAAUAUUCUAUCGCCGCUUGGGGCCGCUACUGAUUAGCUUCAACCCGCUGCCGCCAUUAUAUUCUUAACUUGGGGGGUUAGAUGUGGAUAUUCACAGCAUCUUGGCAUAUGGUUACGUGACUAGCAAAGUAAUCAUAGCUGUCAUGCGAUUCACUAAUAAGAUGGAAAUAAAUCCGGAACCAUCAUAUUUCAUAUACUUAAACCUAGGCGGUAAUAAGAGCAAACAUAUCACACCCGCGAAAUUGCUAGUAAGAUAUAAAUGCUAUAGUCUUCAG